UUUCAUAGGUACACAGACACACCACAAAUUCAGAAUCGGCACGGGAUCUCAGAAAGAGCCCUGGUAAGGGAUCGACCCUUCAGAAUCUGUCUCCGGUGUCCCUGUUACCAGUGAGGUGUUUUAAGCUACGCUGUUGGCACAUAGGCCUCGGUCAGUGCUGCUUUCUGAAGAUGAGACGAAGGGGAGGAGAUGGGUACGGCUUGAGAGAAAUGCUAUAAUUUGUAGAAGGAGGAAAAUUUGGCUGGUUCAUCUGCACCAAGCAGAGAUAAUGACAGAGAAUAGAAUCCCAAGAAACUCCUGAGACUACCCUCAGCCCCAGAGCUCUAAUCUGAAAGCCGCAUGCAACUUUAAGCAAAUCACACCCCGUCCCUGCCCAGGAAAAUGCUUCUGGGAAUCAUGCAGCAUUUGCCUCUUCUUGUCUCCAAGGAAGCUCUGUCCUUCCAUGGAGCCUCCAGUGAUUCUCAACCUGUGGGUCGCAACCCCACAGGGGUCGCAUAUCAGACAUUUACAUUACGAUUCACGACAGUGGUAAAAUUACUACUGUUAGGAAGUAACAACGAAAUAAUUUUGUGGUUGCGAGGUCAUCACAAUGUGAGGAACUAUAUUAAGAGUCAUAGCAUUAGGAAGGUUGAGAACCAUGGCCCUGGGUAAGGCGUCUUUCCCAUCUUCUUAGUGCAGACAGCAGGCUCGUGGCAUCUGGGAAGACUACCCUGAGAUGGGACAUGUAGGAGUUUUCUCAGAGGCAGAAAUGGGUACCCCUUAGGAGAGUGUGUAAUAAAUAGCUCAGCUCUAGUCAUGAAAAUCAUCAGGCUGGGUUCGAGAUGUAGACUGCUUGUCUAGUAAGCAGGAAGCCCUAGAUCCUGUCCCCAGCGCUGUAUAAAGACGGGUAUGGUGGUGCACAAGUCUGCAAUCCUAACACUCAAAAGGUAGAAGCAAUGCGAUCAAAAGCUCAAGGCGAUCCUUGGCUACCUAGUGAGUUGGAAGCCACUCUCUGGGCUACAUGAGACCCUGUCUCCAAAGAAAAAAAUAGCUGCAUUGGAGUUGUUGUCUCUUUUCCUGGGAUUGGGAAAUACCAAUACAGCUCACAACUCCCUCCCCACAUCCCUCCUUUCCCUCCUCCUCUCUGAGUUUCUUCAGGCGAGAAGAGGUGGGGCACCCAUGCAUGUGGGCGUGGUCUCAUUCCAGCCCAGCUAGAGCAAGCUCUGAGGCCAGAGCCAGCUCUGAGGCCAGAUCCACUGAGCCCAACUUGCACCUGCACCCACACCUCCCCGAUUGCCCCCUCCCUACCCUGAGCUUGCCCUUUCUGAAGCCAUCAUGUCCGUGACCAAGAGUGCUGGGAGUCCCCAGGUAGCCACCACUGUCAAGCUGGACCUCAUGUCUUCUCCUGAGAGUACCAAGAAGGUGGAGAGCCAGGAUCCUAGUCUCAUGAAUGGAAGCUCUUCAGAGACGUCAAAGAAGACCAAGGGCAUAACAGGGUUCCAGACAUUGGUUCAUCUGGUCAAAGGCAACAUGGGCACGGGGAUCCUGGGGCUCCCCCUGGCUGUGAAGAACGCAGGCAUCUUGAUGGGCCCGCUCAGUUUGCUGGUGAUGGGCCUCAUCGCCUGCCACUGUAUGCACAUCCUGGUCAAGUGUGCCCAGCACUUCUGCCGCAGACUCAACAAGCCCUUCAUGGACUAUGGGGACACAGUGAUGCACGGCCUGGAAGCCAGUCCCAACGCCUGGCUGCAAAACCAUGCCCACUGGGGGAGGCACAUCGUGGGUUUCUUCCUCAUCGUCACCCAGCUGGGCUUCUGCUGUGUGUACAUUGUGUUUCUGGCGGACAAUUUAAAACAGGUAGUAGAAGCUGUUAAUGGCACAACCAUCAGCUGCCACUACAACGAGACCCUAGUUCUGACGCCCACCAUGGACUCACGACUCUACAUGCUCGCCUUCCUGCCCGUUCUGGGCCUUCUGGUCUUCAUUCGGAACCUCCGUGUCCUCACCAUCUUCUCCCUGUUGGCCAACAUCAGCAUGCUGGUCAGCCUGAUCAUCAUCGCCCAGUACAUCGUCCAGGGAAUUCCAGACCCCAGCCAGUUGCCACUGGUAGCAAGCUGGAAGACCUACCCUCUCUUCUUUGGAACAGCCAUUUUUUCAUUCGAAAGCAUCGGCGUGGUCCUGCCUCUGGAAAACAAGAUGAAGGAUGCCCGCCGCUUCCCAACCAUUCUGUCUCUGGGGAUGUCCAUCGUCACCACCCUGUACAUUGCCAUCGGGGCCUUGGGCUACCUGCGGUUUGGAGAUGACAUCAAAGCCAGCAUCACUCUUAACCUGCCCAACUGCUGGCUGUACCAGUCAGUCAAGCUCCUGUAUGUUGUCGGCAUCCUGUGCACCUACGCCCUGCAGUUCUACGUCCCGGCGGAAAUCAUCAUCCCCCUUGCUGUCUCCCAGGUGUCAAAGCGCUGGGCACUGCCUGUGGAUCUGUCCAUCCGAAUCGCCAUGGUCUGCCUCACAUGCAUGCUGGCCAUCCUCAUCCCACGCCUGGACCUGGUCCUCUCCCUGGUGGGCUCCGUGAGCAGCAGCGCCCUGGCCCUCAUCAUCCCGCCCCUGCUGGAGGUGACCACCUACUAUGGGGAGGGCUUGAGCCCCCUGACCAUCAUCAAGGAUGCCCUCAUCAGCAUCCUGGGCUUCGUGGGCUUCGUGGUGGGGACCUACCAGGCCCUGGAUGAGCUGAUUGAGUCUGGGAACUCUCUCCCCGUGUCCAACGCCACUGUGCUUGUUCAGUGACAGAGCCUCCCCUCACCCACGGUGACGUACGUUGUCUAUUGUUUCACUUCGCCUUUUCUCUGGUCCACGACGUGAAAAAACAGGACUCACCAGAUACAAGGUGUAGCUGGUCAUUAAAAAAACAAACAAAAACAAAACAAAAAAAGCCAAAA
This is a messenger RNA of Peromyscus californicus insignis, 2912 nucleotides long. RefSeq names its product solute carrier family 36 member 2 (gene Slc36a2). The transcript has 10 exons. The record is from RefSeq and is a predicted model, not a curated record. Lineage: Eukaryota; Metazoa; Chordata; Mammalia; Rodentia; Cricetidae. Gene Ontology annotation, cellular component: vacuolar membrane. The coding region runs from base 1315 to 2760 and encodes 481 amino acids. Gene Ontology annotation, molecular function: glycine transmembrane transporter activity; L-proline transmembrane transporter activity; amino acid:proton symporter activity. Gene Ontology annotation, biological process: proton transmembrane transport; proline transmembrane transport; glycine transport.